Messenger RNA from Fonsecaea multimorphosa CBS 102226, 873 nucleotides. RefSeq lists its product as uncharacterized. Bases 1 to 873 code for a protein of 290 amino acids. Gene Ontology annotation, molecular function: aldehyde-lyase activity. The transcript has a single exon. Gene Ontology annotation, cellular component: cytoplasm. The record is from RefSeq and is a predicted model, not a curated record. NCBI's taxonomy places the organism in Eukaryota, Fungi, Ascomycota, Eurotiomycetes, Chaetothyriales, Herpotrichiellaceae.
AUGUCUUGCGGAGCCGCUGAUAUUGGGAGCAGACAGACGCCUAGGCCAGCAGCCUCUGCUGCAAGGCUUCAAUCAUUCAGUGGCCUUCUCAAGGAGAGGGGGAACCUCGUUGGAGCUGCUGUUACCAUUGGUAACACGUUUUGCGCACAAAUCACCGCAAGAGUCGGGUUUGAUUGGGUGCUCAUCGACAUGGAACAUGCCCCUAUGUCGGCACGAGAAGCGUCAAGCCUGGUCCAGGCGGUGGUAACAGCAUCAGGUGGACAAUGUGUUCCAGUAAUACGCACCCCUGCGCACGGCGUAGAGUGGGUCAAGUGGGCUUUGGAUUCCGGGGCUGCUGGCAUCAUCAUUCCUAUGGUGACCACUGCACAAGAAUGCGAAAACAUCAUUCAACGUGCCGUCUAUCCACCACGAGGUCAACGCAGCUUCGGGCCCUUUCUCGCGCCAUAUGCCGAUAUCGACCCCGCAGCCGAUGUCACAAAAUAUAUGAAAGAACGCGCGAAGGAGGUGGCAAUCAUCCCCAUGAUUGAGUCUAUGGAGGGUGUGCAGAACGCCGAGGCAAUAUUGAGAGUUCCGGGAGUAACAGCAUGUUUUGUCGGGCCUUACGACCUCCGUCAAUCUAUGGGGCUGCAGGGUGGUGACGGUGAAGAGCCUGCCUAUAUCAGUGCAUUGCAGAGGAUUCUUGAGGCAGGGAAGAGGAACAAUGUAGUCGUCGGCACAGUUGGUGCGACUGAAGCAUCUGCUAAACGAAAGGUGGAGAUGGGUUUCAAAUUCCUACUAACGGGUCAGGAGCCCAAUUUUCUGGCUGCUGGUGCUAAGGCGACUUUGCAGCAGUGUCAACGGGGAGUAAACGCCGCGAGAACUAGCAAUCUCUAA